Talaromyces rugulosus is the source of this 459-nucleotide messenger RNA. RefSeq lists its product as uncharacterized. The transcript is spliced from 3 exons. NCBI's taxonomy places the organism in Eukaryota, Fungi, Ascomycota, Eurotiomycetes, Eurotiales, Trichocomaceae. Gene Ontology annotation, molecular function: oxidoreductase activity. Bases 1 to 459 code for a protein of 152 amino acids. The record is from RefSeq and is a predicted model, not a curated record.
AUGGCCGCCGUCGACAAGCCCGAGGACACUAGCCCAGCCAAAGUCAAGUAUCUCUGCUUGACUAUCUGUGGCUAUCGCAAGCCAGGCAUGAGUGAGGAGGACUACCAUAACCACAUGGUUAAUGUUUCGGCACCCAUGACCAAGGACCUCAUGGUAAAAUACGGAAUCAAGAGAUGGACGCAGAAAUAUAAGAUCCAUAAUCAAACAGCAACUCGCAAGCUAAUGACUCGGCUAUUUGAUCCCCAAAUGUGCAACAUCGCAGACUUUGACUGUUUUAGUCAGGUGGUCUUUGAGUCUGUCGAUGACUACAAGCGCAUGAAGCAGGACCCGUGGUACAAAGAGCAUCUCACGGGUGACCACGAAAACUUUGCUGAUACGAAGAAAAGCAUGAUGACAAUCGGGUGGAUUGAGGAGUUUGUGAGGGACGGCGAGGUCGUUGACGGCUUCAACCCGUGUUGA